Umbelopsis ramanniana AG is the source of this 717-nucleotide messenger RNA. RefSeq lists its product as uncharacterized. Lineage: Eukaryota; Fungi; Mucoromycota; Umbelopsidomycetes; Umbelopsidales; Umbelopsidaceae. The coding region runs from base 1 to 717 and encodes 238 amino acids. The record is from RefSeq and is a predicted model, not a curated record. The transcript is spliced from 4 exons.
AUGGCCGCUCCUCUUACCCACGCUAUCGGCAACACUGUCAAUCAACUGACUAAGGAAAAGAAUAUUCGCCUUCCUAGUGGAUGGACGAGUCGAGAGUACAUUGCCCAACACUUUUCACCAAACAUUGCAAGUGUCAUCCCCCCAAAGUUGAAGCACAAUUACAUCAUGUGUGCUCUGCAACAUCCACUCGACGACAGCUGCACUAGAAGCAAGGCGACUUUGUUCGGUAACGAAUUUUUGCGUGCUCUCAAGCUCUAUGUACCGCUGAACAUUAUUAUGACUGCAGUAUUCCGGUGGUCCCAGCUUAAAUCUGAGCCAGAAGAAGUCCUCGAUCGCUUCGUCAAAUCGUGUUUGAGAUCAGCUCUCUUCCUAGCGUGCUAUGUCACCAUUGGCUUUUCAACGCCAUGCACCGUUCGACCUCUUGUCGGCAAGGAGCGACAUUGGAUCUACAUGCUUACUGGUCUAGUGUGUGGUAGUAUGACUAUGAUAGAAGCUAGAGGACGUCAAUUAGAACUUGGUCUCUACUGCUUGCCUCGUGCUCUCGAGUCGUGGUGGAAGUGCAUGGUCAAGUGGGGUUAUGCCCGUAAUGUCCCACAUGGAGAUGUUAUCUUAUUCAUGGGCGCCAUGGGCAGUCUCAUGACAUUAUACCAGACCGAACCAGAUACCAUUAACCGCCAUUAUCUUAGCGUCAUGACUCGAUUCUUUGGCAGGAACUAA